AUGGAACCGUCACAUGCACAAAGCCAAGUAACUGAUGAGAGCUCUAUUCAAGUACAGGAAUCUGGUGUUUCAGAUAUUGGCAGUGAUGAAUCUAACUUAUCGGACUCUGGCAUAGAGACAGAUACACCACCUGAAAUGGAUAGCGAUUCGGAAGUGAUAUCUGAUGAGGCUAUCUAUUAUAGUGAUUGUUUGGACGACGAAUAUGCACUAUGGCGAUCCCUUCCAGAUAGCACACUCGUUGUCAUGGAAUCGUGGGAAUAUAUGUUUGAAAUGGAACUGGAAUACGAAGCCCGCGAGGCUGCUGCUGCGUUGAUUCGAAACCAAACUUCUCAAGUGCUCCAACGGCAUGCCAAUGAAUUAGACAUUGGUCCGCAUGAACCCAUUCAAAGAAUGCACGCUAGCGAUGAGUACACUAACGCACUUGCCUUGUGUUAUGCUAUUUGGGCCUGCCUGGAAGUCACCGAUCCUGUGAACUGUCUGCCAAAACCUGGAAAUGACAAAUGA
This is a messenger RNA of Mesocestoides corti, 504 nucleotides long. The record is from the annotation of a GenBank genome assembly. Lineage: Eukaryota; Metazoa; Platyhelminthes; Cestoda; Cyclophyllidea; Mesocestoididae.